Phymastichus coffea is the source of this 6292-nucleotide messenger RNA. RefSeq lists its product as uncharacterized. Bases 848 to 4027 code for a protein of 1059 amino acids. The record is from RefSeq and is a predicted model, not a curated record. Lineage: Eukaryota; Metazoa; Arthropoda; Insecta; Hymenoptera; Eulophidae. Gene Ontology annotation, molecular function: DNA-binding transcription factor activity. The transcript has 9 exons.
GCCGAGCCGACUUGACUAAUUGGCCGGCGGUGGUGGGGGAAGCGGAGACCGAAAGCUCAGCAACAGAACCGAGCGACGCGAGCGCCAUCGUUGGCAACAGCGCGUCUGCAGCGAUCUCGUUGCUGGCCAGAGCAAACAUCGGGAAAGAAACGAGGGUUGCUUAUCCGCUCGACAGCCCCUUCCCGCCCGCGGAUCAGCGUAUCUCCGGACGCGCUACAGUGUCCCGGCGCGCCGCUCCGCGGCUCCACCUGGCAUUACGUUACAUCACUGGGCCGCAGCAGUACGGCACAGCUGAGCCGAGAGCUCCGGCGCGCCGCCUGCAGCCUGCUGUUGGCUUUUUUCCAGUCGCCUCUGCUCUCUGUCUCGCUCGCGCUCACACGGCUCUGCGCGGCCGUAUUCUCGGCGGCGCGGCGCAGUUGUAUCUCGGCGCGCGCCUCGCGCGUGGUGUCUGACAGGUGCCCCCGCGAGUUCGCUCGUUUUCCUUGCCGCUGUCCUGCGAGGCCGAGGCCGCUCUCUCGAUCCGAUAUGACCGAGGAUUAAACGUGGUUGGUGCGCUGUGCUAGUGUGCCGCUGCGAGCGAUGCAUCCGACCCGCUCGCCGGCUGUUUUCUUAUGCGUUAUCGCUCGCUGGAGAGUGCUGUGAGACACCACACGAGACUAUCGCACCGCAUAUAUAGUGAACUAAGGUUGCACCUUGCGUGAAGCUCCGGCAAGCACUGGCAGUUUUUGCACAAGGCACGUUCCAACUAGUUUACGCAAAAUACCGAGAACAAACAAAUAAACGGAAAUUCUACUUUUUUUGUUACUCUUCUGCUUGCAAUCAGUUCUUUUACAAACAGACUUACGUAAUGCGGGGUUCCUGCGCCGAAUCCUUAGUAACGUUCGACUCGAUAAGAUUGGAAAUGAGCAGUUCAUUAGAACAAGAUUACAAUGAAUUUAAAUUUUCGAGGGAAAAUCAGCUUGAGGAGACUGAUGUAGAGGACAAAUUGGAAAAUUUCAGUAAUUUGCUGGACACAAAGGAAUUGGAGAGCUGUGAAAUUUGCGAGCAAAAGUUUCAAACCAAAAAGGAUCUUCAAACGCAUGUGCUCAUUCACUUGGGCAAGCCUCGAGUAGUUCUCAAAAGGAUAGCCAAUGUGAAGACGCUGCCCAAAAAGGAGCAGCAAACUGAUAAUUAUUGGCUUGGUAGUGAACGACGAGGCAACCUGAAGAUCACACUUAAAAAGAAUUCGGGGUGUGACUCCUUGAAGCUCAAAUUAAAAAAGUCCCCUGAAUCAGAGAGCUUCACCGUCAUUAGCAAUAACUUUGAUUUGGACAUCCAACAAAGUCUUGAUAAGCACGACGAGCUGGCUGAAACACAGGAUAAUGAUACCAAAAGUGAUUCGGACAAGGAAGAAAACGCUGAACAAGAUUUUGAAAACGUGAUGCUGAAUCAAGAGAACAAUUACAGUGAUGAUAAUUUUGAGUCUGAGCCCAGUCACAAUCCUCUGGAAAGCUCAGAAAGGCCAUCAAUGGAUAAUAAUGAGGGGGACUCUGGGGUUGGCAGUGAUUUUGUCAAUCCACUAGACAAGGAUGAUCAAAAUGAUAACGAUUCACAGGCAGACAAUGCCAGUAAUCAGGAUCUUGCAGAUGUGCCUGAAAAUGAGGAUAACGAGGAGACUGAUGCUCUGGAAGCUUGUAGAGAAACAAUUGAGAAUUUGAAAAAACUUGGUGAACAAUCUAGGUACAUUAGUUCUAGAUCAUCAGACCUGCUAGAGCCAACCGAUGUAUCUGUUGAAGAAGAAGACAAGGAAGAGGAGAGAGAAGAGGAAGAAGAUGAUCCAAUGAAUGCAAUCGAAGAGCUUCGUAGCAAUCGAGAAAUAAGUAUAGUUCCAAAGGCAUCAUUGAUGCCUGACAGAUCUACAAAUAUGUCACCAGGCGAAGCAGAAACUGAAAUAGUGCCAAUAAAUUGGAAUAAAUGCACAGAGGAUUCGAGGAGUAGGAGUCGAGAAAGUAGUAAUGAGAGAGGAGAAAAAGAGUCGCCUGAAAGCUCGGAAAAUACCGGCAGCCUUCUACAGAACUUUCUCAUCGAGCAACAGCGUAAUCAAAACGAAUCAAAUAGCAAUGCUCAAUCAUUUGAAACUGAAUACGUGUCUCUCGAGAGGCUAGCAGAAACAGUCAAUACUUGCAGAGUGUGCAAUGAGAAAUUCAAAGAUAUUGCUCACUUGGAUGCGCAUAGAUCGAAGGCUGGUCACUAUCAGUGCAAUAUACCGGACUGUAGUUCUUUAGUGUUCAACACUUCUAUGGAACUAUCGGUACAUAAGACACAAGUCCAUGUAGCACCAAUUUCACCUAGACUCAGCAAUGCCUCUCCCCAUUUAUCUCAAACUCCACCACAUCCACACUCCCCACAUUUGAACAGAAUGUCCCCUCAUGUGAAUGCUCACUCACCACACUCACCCAAUAUACAAUCAGCCAUUCCAGCCAGAAAUUCCCCUAUAACGUCACCACACACUAACAGUCCAACUUAUGGUGUUCAACAACCUCCUGUGACCUAUCCACCAGUAAAUUUGGAACAAUUGCCAGCACCAGUGCAGCAACUUGCUCAACAGGUACAACGUAUGCCCCUGCCUCAACCACAGAUGCCUAGUGUUAUGCCAUCUGGUGCAAAUACUAUGAUUCCUGGACCAAAUUACUAUCCACAACCACCUGGUAGACCUCCUAUGUACAGGGUACAGACACCUAUGCAGUAUCCUCCUCAUUUGGCUCAUUUGUACCAACAAUACAAUGCACACUAUCAACAGUUGGGUAUGCAACAACAAAUGCAGCCACAGAUACCACAGCAGAUGACAAGAGGGAGAUAUCCAGCAAUGGUACCAGGGCAAAGGGCACCCAGAAUGCCUCAAUCUCCAAUUGCACCUCCCGUACCUCGUCAACGCAUGAAAAGGCCUUUACCAUCUCAACCAGUACAAAUGCAACAGUCUCAACCAACUACAGCUAAAAGGAGAAUGGAUGUUCUGAUACCUGAUCGUAAUGAGGAUGCAGACUGUCACGUUAUUGCUCAACAAAAGAGGAAUGAUGGCCUCCCAGUCAUCCAAAACGUUCAGGGUGGCACUUCAGUACAGUCAUCGAGUAGAAAUGAUUCUACUAUUCAUCUUACAGAUUCUAUUACUCUUAGUGUUAGGCAGCCUGGUCCUCAUCCAGCCCAAGUUAAUGCAAUGGUACAAAGUACCAAGAAGUCUGAUGCUUCUGCUGUAGCAAAUGUUUUGGCAGCUCGGGGUAUCACUGUGACACCCGCAACUAACAAAAAACUUCAAGAACCAAUCACUCAACAGCAACAACAGCAGUCUCAGCAGCAACAACAGCAGAAGCCGCAACCGUUGAACGUUUCGGCAUUGAAUUUAAAUUCAGCUAUAUCCAUCAUUCCUGCAUCAAGUGUACAAAGAAAGCAGCAAGAGCAACAAGGUCAGUUUGCUAUUCCUCAGAACAAACAGGCUAAACAGACAACAAACGAAGUUGAAAGACCACCUAGACCUCCUACUGUAGAUUUGACGCAAGAUGCACCUUCAUUACCUGUAGUUAGAAGAGGCAGACCUCCAAGAAUGUUACAGUCACUGACGUGCAAUGUAUGUGACAAACGUUUUCAAAGUCAAGAAAUGUUGAGUCAGCACAUGGCAACUCACAGGACAACCAACAAAUUACUACACAAGUGUAAUUUGUGUCCAGCGCAAUACCCAACGGCAACGGCCUUAGCAACGCACAAGAAAACCUAUCAUAAAGAAGUAGACGCGACACCGCAUCAUCCAGAUAACAUAGAACUCGCGCUACCGGUAGUCGAUUUAAAAUCGCAAAAUACCCUGAAUCGAUUGGCGAGUUUGGGUAUCCAAAGUUAUAUACCAUUGUCGCAGUUAAGUGCUCAGACGGGUGGAUAUUUCGGUUUGCCGAUAAUUACGGUGGACGGUGCACGAAAUUCCAAUACUUGUAAUCUAGGUGCGCUCGGUGCUACCUCCAUUCUCAGCCUCGGACCUCUUAAGCACUUGUCUAAUAGGUAAUAUGCCUGGCAUGAUCGACGAUACGAUUAAUUUCUUCUAAGAGAUGACGCUAUUUUUUAAACAGGAACGUUCUGUAGUCUUUGAAUGUUCGAAAAAUUUUUAAAGUUAUUUGCCAGUACAUAGCCUUGAUAGAUCAAACUACUUUAUUCAAAUGUUUCUUUACCGUGAAGAAGAAACGCUCAUAGUCACAUCUCGAAUGAAUUUAAACACUUAAGAUUAUAGACUGUUAUACUAAUGUAUAGUACAUUAAUGAGAGAUACGAUUUUAAAGAUAAGAUUUUAUUUACCUAACUGAUUAUGCGAUUUCAAAACUUGCGCUGAAAUUAAAUUAAUUCGUAUUAUAUUGAAAGCAACAAAGAUUAUAAUUAUAUUGCUAAUAGAAACUUUAGAAUUGUAGUAUUAAAGAUACACAUGGCUUAUUAUAUGUAUUACCAAGUACUUUCCGCUUCUAGGAAGUAAAGCUAUUAUACCUUUCUAAUGCAAUUUAUUGUGUAAGAAUCAAACAGUUGGACAAUAGUGUUAAGUAUUUCCAAAACAAAGCCAAAUCUAUUGAAUACAAAAAAUAUUUACAACCAUGACUUCAAUAAUUCGAUCAUUUUAAAAAAUCGAACUAAUUAGUUGCAAUUCAACUUGUAUCAUUUUUAUUUUACCUUGUUUCUAACCACAUAACAUUUAACGAUGUUCUCUUGUUUAGUGGUUGUCAAAGAGAGCACCGUUAAUCGAAAAAAGCGUUUCAUCAGUUCAAUUCACUCGCAUAUUGAAAGAUAUAGAUGUAUUAGAACAAAAAAAUUUUGAAAUACUUCUUUAAGCAAAAAGAUUCUGAUAGUCUUUUACACGAACCGAUAAUUAUUUUUGAUUGAUUAUUAGUUAUGAAGCAAUUGAUAUAUUAAAAAAUAUAGGUAUCGGUGCUUGUACGACAGAAAUUUAAAAAAGUGUGCUUAAACAUUGAUGCUUCAGAGUGACGCUGUUCCAUUAAAUCGCUUCUAUAAUUUUUUCUAAUCAAUAUUACAUUUAAAAUAAUCUAAUUUUCGAAAAUUUGUAGCAGAUUGUUGACGAUUCAAAUUACUCUUUUCAUAACUUUCGAAAUUGUAAUUUUUUAUAAUGAAUCAAAAAUAUUUAUCGGUUUACGGAAAACACUAUUAGUAAGUUUACUGAGCAAGAGAAUAUCCUUAAACAUUUGUUCUAAUUAGCAAUGUCAUUACAUAGUAACAUGAGCAGUAGGCAUAUUAAUAAAUCUACGCCACUACAAAUCAGUUAUAAUGUUUGUUGUAUACUAUUUAGUUAGUUUAAUGACUAACUAUUCAAAAGUUCUAUAGAUAUAUUUUUAUUAGUACUUACAUUGUCGGUUCCUAGAGAGCAUUGUUUAAAAAAGAAAUCUGUUUCAUCUAUGAGAAUUUCAUUCAUACUUUUCUAUUUUAUAAUAUUUAUUGCCAUGUUUAGUGUACAUAAAUAUAGUAAAACAAUUACUGAUAUUAGAAAUCUUAUGCUUGAUAUAUAGAACUGACUUGGAAGCAAAAAAAUUUGAGACUUUGUAAAUAUAUGUAUGAUAAGAAGCAACAAUAAGUAUGGAUAUUAACAGUGAAAGCAAAGAUGGCAGGUGCUUGAGCGAAAAAGUAAAGAAAGAAAGAAAAAAAAUCAUUGGAAAUUUUAUAAGAAAAACUCCAAUAAUUAAUUUUGUAUAAGAUAUAUAUCUGCUUAAAUUACUCGUAGAGAAUAUAUUCUUUUGAAUAGAUGCCAUAAUUAAGGAUUUGAACAAAAUUAAAUUGCUCCUAGUGCAACAUCGUACUUUCACUGUGAUAACAGGAUGCAAUGUAAUUGCAGUUACUAAUAGUUUUAACGUCGUUAUUUCAUACAGCGCAUAAAUGUAUACGAAGAUGAAAUAAAAAAUAGAAACGGCGAAAUUGUGUAAGUGUAUGUAUGUUCAUAUUAGUUUAUGAAAUUAAAUAUUUAAAAAGAUUUUUAUAUGACAGAGUGAUUGUUUAACUGACUUUUCAAAGAAGACUGUUAAGAGGCAGUAGAAAAAAAGCUUUACUUUCGGAAGUAUUUUAUGCUUCCUCGACAAAGUUGUAUUCUACGAAAACCAUUAAGCAGGCAGCAUCUGUACAUAUAUACAUAACAUAAAUCACAAAUAUAUAUUGAGAGGAAGAGAGCAAAUGAAAACGAGAGUGUAUGUGAUUUGCAAAUUGCUCUAAGGCUUGAGUGUGAUGGGAAUUGCAUAUCUGUAUUUUUAUAAAGAAAUAAAAAAAAGUGCUAUACAAAAAAAUAA